ACUACAUUUCCCGAAGAUACCUUCAGGGGUCCUGCUCACGCUCAAUUCAGAUAAGCACGUAAACAGGCAACGGGAAGCUUGUCUUUGAACAUUUGCGAACAGGUGUCAUGGCGAGGUGACGCCCUCCUCCUCCCCCUGCCCAACCCCUGCCCUUCUGAAUCAGCCAAUCAGAGAGUGCCAUCAGUAGUGGCCAGCAGAAAUGACGGAGUGCUUCCUGCCGCCCAGCAGCAGCCCGGCAGAGCAGCGUCGCUCCGAGCACCCAGGGGGCGUGGCUCGCACCCCCAGCUCAGAGGAGAUCAGCCCCACCAAGUUCCCAGGGUUGUACCGCACGGGCGAGCCCUCGCCCCCCCACGACGGCUCACACCAUGACCCCCCCGAUGCCGCCUCAGACGAGGACAAGGAGCACAACCGCAAGAAGAACAAGUUCAAGAAGAAAGAGAAAAGAACGGAGGGCUACGCUGCCUUCCAGGAGGACAGCUCGGCGGACGAGGCUGAGAGUCCGUCCAAGAUGAAGCGCUCCAAGGGCAUCCACGUGUUCAAGAAGCCCAGCUUCUCCAAGAAGAAGGAGAAGGACUUCAAGGUCAAAGAGAAGCUGCCCAAGGAGGAAAAGAAAGACAAGGAGAAGGACAAGAAGUCCAAGGACCUGACGGCGGCCGACGUGGUCAAGCAGUGGAAGGAAAAGAAGAAGAAGAAGAAGCCUGCCCCGCCCAGCGCAGAGCCGGAGGUGGUCGCCACGGAGACGGUUGCCAUGCUGCGGCCCAUCUUUGGAGCGCCGCUGGAGGAGGCGGUGAGGCGUACGUCACUCUAUGACGGCAUCCCGCUGCCUGCCGUGUUCCGCGAGUGUGUGGACUACGUGGAGAGUUACGGCAUGAAGUGUGAGGGCAUCUACCGUGUGUCAGGCAUGAAGUCAAAGGUGGAUGAGCUGAAGGCGGCAUACGACCGUGAGGAGUGCCCAUGCCUGGAGGAGUACGACCCACACACAGUGGCCAGCCUGCUGAAGCAGUACCUGCGGGAGCUGCCUGAGAGCCUGCUGGGCCGCGCGGUGGCGGCGCGCCUGGAGGACGCGUGCGGGCGGCCCAGCGAGGCCGAGCGGCUGCAGGAGUGCCAGCGACUCCUGGGCGAGGUGCCCGCGCACACCCGCCUGCUGCUCGCCUGGCUCAUCACGCACAUGGACCACGUGAUCGCCCGUGAGGCCGACACCAAGAUGAACAUCCAGAACAUCUCCAUCGUCCUGAACCCCACUGUACAGAUUGGGAACCGUGUUCUGUAUCUGUUCUUCACUCACGUGCGGGAGCUGUUUGGGGAGGUGCUGCUGAAGCCUGUGGUUCGGCCCCUCCGCUGGUCCAACAUGGCCACCAUGCCUGCCCUACCAGAGACGCAGGAGAGCAUCAAAGAAGAGAUCAGACGACAGGAGUUCCUGUUGAACUGCCUGCAUAGAGACCUGCAGGCAGGAGUGAAGGAUCUGUCCAAAGAGGAGCGUCUGUGGGAGGUGCAGCGCAUCCUCACUGCACUUAAACGGAAGCUACGAGAGGCCAAGAGACAGGAGUGUGAGACGAAGAUUGCUCAGGAGAUCGCCAGCCUGUCCAAAGAGGACGUCUCUAAAGAGGAGAUGAACGAGAAUGAGGAGGAGGUCAUCAACAUCCUGCUGGCACAGGAAAACGAGCUCCUAACGGAGCAGGAGGAGCUGAUAGCUCUGGAGCAGGUGCUGCGGAGGCAGAUCGCCACGGAAAAGGAGGAGAUCGAGAGACUCCGUGGAGAAAUCGCCGACAUCCAGAGCCGUCAGCAGGGUCGCAGUGAAACGGAGGAGUACUCCUCAGACAGCGAGAGUGAGAGUGAGGAUGAGGAGGAGCUUCAGCUCAUCCUGGAGGAUCUGCAGAAACAGAACGAGGAGUUGGAGAAUAAGAACACCCAUCUGAACCAGGCCAUCCAUGAGGAGCAGGAGGCCAUCUUGGAGCUGCGUGUUCAGCUCCGCCUCCUCCAGAGUCACAAGCCCCUCCCUUCUGUUGAGCAGGCCCCGCCCACUCAGCCCAGCCCUGAUGACAGCCCUGCUGCCCCACCUGUCCCAGUUGCAGCUGGUCCCACCCCAGGAGUGGGAGGGGCAGUGGGGGAGGGCGCUACGGCAGCUGUUGCCACGGUGAACGGGAAGCCGGCAAAAGAUAGCCUGAAGCCAUCGCCCAAUAAGGACAGGAGAGAGAACAACAUGUAAAGCACUUCAGAAACUACAACUCCCAUCCGGCACCAACUAAAAAAAUGACAGCCUCACCUGCCUCCAUUCUCCUGUCUGCUCAGAGAUGAAUGGGCAGACAGUGAUGGCCACAUGCUGAACUGAGAGAGUGUGAAUGUUUGUGUGUGUGUGUGUGCAUGCAUGUGUAUGUGAAAGUGGUUGUGUGUGUGUAUGUGAAAGUGGUUGUGUGUGUGUGUGUGUGUGUGUGUGUGUGUGUGAUCAGUCUGUGAGCAGGUGUGUUCUGGAGACAACCAAUCCAUCUGUGAUGUGUUGGCUAAAGUAGGUUGUUUUGAUGCCUGUGGUCCUGCCUAUGGGCUGAAACAACCAUAGUGUUGUGAGUUCCAUCAAGCUGUUCCCCGGGCACUAACAUUGAUGCAUCUGUAUAUGUCAGAGGUCCAGAGAAUGGUAUUUAUUCCAGUCGAAUUUCUUCCUGCAAUAGAUUGGCCUAACCUGCUGCAGUGGAGCCAAUGGCAUGGUCCCAAAAUGGCAAACCCCACCUCUAUGGCUCUUUAGUGAGAGCAUGCCCAGUCAAACGAUCACCGAAUUUACAAAUAGAUUAAACUAUUUGAUCCCUUAUAUGAUAAGUCGUGUAACCCAAUGUGCCAUAAAUAAUGAAGAGA
Messenger RNA from Clupea harengus (Atlantic herring), 2844 nucleotides. RefSeq names its product ralA binding protein 1 (gene ralbp1). Lineage: Eukaryota; Metazoa; Chordata; Actinopteri; Clupeiformes; Clupeidae. Gene Ontology annotation, biological process: positive regulation of GTPase activity; small GTPase-mediated signal transduction; endocytosis. Gene Ontology annotation, cellular component: membrane. The record is from RefSeq and is a predicted model, not a curated record. Gene Ontology annotation, molecular function: small GTPase binding; GTPase activator activity.